GUCAAAAAGAUCUGGUCCUAGGCCUCUUGAACGAUCCAUGUCCAUGUACUUUAUCAAAAGCUUGGCCUUGUCCGAUUUGCUGUCAUGCAUCAUCCACACUCCUAUGGGCUGUAUCUGGAUACUCGAUGGAUCAAUCAAAACUGACCUUGAAUGCCAGCUGCAUAGAGUAGCACUGAUGAGUUUAUCCAGUAUCACUAUCCUGAACGUUACAUUCAUCGCAAUUGAACGAUAUCUCGCAGUCUUUUACCCGCUGAGGGCUCCUUCAGUAGCCGUGUCUAAAGUCUGUGUCGUUCUCGCAUGGGUUAUUGGAACGAUUGUUGGUGUCGCCCACAUUCUCCCGUACAAAGCCGUCACCUUCGACAUUGGUCAAUAUGCAUACACAGUUAUCUGCGUUUCCUACGCUGAGAAAGAGAUUGCACGAGUUCUAAUGACCAUCCAUACGGUGAUUAUGUUUAUCAUCCCGAACGUCAUCAUGUUGAUCUCAUCCAUCUUGAUUAGCAGGUUCCUCAGGAAAAGAAAGCGCCAGGUCGCGGACGGGRUCAUUAACGCCACCGAAAAGUCCCAGUCUUGGAGAUUCAAGGAUACUGGCAUGUUCAUGAAGAUUAUUUUUGCCUUUUACAUUCCAUAUACUUUGUUUUUCGUAGUAGGUGUUAUGAAAGAGAUUGGCCAUGUGGAGUUAAACGUCCCCAAUGAGUCUAUCAUACAGCUAUCUACUUUCAUUUUAGCUUUCACUAACUGUGUUAUCAAUCCCAUUAUAUAUGUUACAGCUUACAAAGACAUUAAGAACAUGGCGCGUAAGAUCUUUACCAGCUCAACUGCCAAUACAGAAAGAACUAACCCUUGAUUAGAAACAAAAACGGACUACUGCUUGGUUUAGCUCCGAAAAAGGACCGAAAGAAAGUCCUUCGGAGCUUAAAGAAUACAUUCAGUGCGACUCUUAAGGUGGAACCAAACUG
Messenger RNA from Actinia tenebrosa (Australian red waratah sea anemone), 956 nucleotides. Its product is annotated as QRFP-like peptide receptor. Gene Ontology annotation, biological process: G protein-coupled receptor signaling pathway. The record is from RefSeq and is a predicted model, not a curated record. NCBI's taxonomy places the organism in Eukaryota, Metazoa, Cnidaria, Anthozoa, Actiniaria, Actiniidae. Gene Ontology annotation, molecular function: G protein-coupled receptor activity. Gene Ontology annotation, cellular component: membrane.